Messenger RNA from Hippocampus zosterae (dwarf seahorse), 4357 nucleotides. It is a transcript of the gene arfrp1, whose product is annotated as ADP-ribosylation factor related protein 1. The record is from RefSeq and is a predicted model, not a curated record. Gene Ontology annotation, molecular function: GTPase activity; GTP binding. Gene Ontology annotation, cellular component: Golgi apparatus. The transcript is spliced from 5 exons. Gene Ontology annotation, biological process: protein localization to organelle; Golgi to plasma membrane protein transport; intracellular protein transport. NCBI's taxonomy places the organism in Eukaryota, Metazoa, Chordata, Actinopteri, Syngnathiformes, Syngnathidae. The coding region runs from base 161 to 730 and encodes 189 amino acids.
CAUAUUGCUCGACGUUUUUUUUAGCUUCAGCACUCAUAUCGUGGGCCACUUCCGUCUCAGUCGUCAAUAACAAACGUCGACGUUUUCGAUUGCGUUUUCUGCAUUUGUAACUCGAACCACGAAACAUUAUUGUUUUUGUGAACAAUGGAACCACAUCGGAAUGACUCCAAAUUAUCAACGUGUGCAGGGCGAAUUUAGUUCGAAAUCGAAAACUGACAUUUGGAUAUCCUUCCUCACGAUGUAUACGUUACUAUCUGGAUUAUAUAAAUACAUGUUUCAAAAGGACGAAUACUGCAUUUUAAUCCUUGGAUUGGAUAAUGCUGGUAAAACGACCUUUUUGGAACAAACCAAAACAAAGUUCAGCAAGAACUAUAAGGGAAUUAAUUUGUCCAAGAUCACAAGUACAGUUGGACUGAACAUUGGAACUAUAGAUGUGGGCAAGGCUCGUUUAAUGUUUUGGGAUCUGGGAGGUCAAGAGGAGCUUCAGUCUCUUUGGGAUAAAUACUAUGCAGAGUCCCAUGGAGUUAUCUAUGUGAUAGAUUCAACUGAUGAAGAACGACUUUCGGAAUCAAAGGAAGCUUUUGCUCUUCAAGACUUAAUUCCAUCCAGCCGCAGACCGUUCAACAGCACCGAUCUCUUCGCUGAACAAAGCGGGGCUGUGAAAAAUGCUGCCCAUUACAGGCGCAAGACACAAGCGCCCCGGGACUGUCCAGCAACAACAGUGAAAUGACGCCGGCAUUCCUCCCAGUCAAAAACAGUGCUGGUAUACCCAUGCUGCCGGAAGGCGCAACCACCGAGCACAGAGUCUCCUCCUCGAUGAAUGUCGUGGCCAAAAAAUGCUGAAAAAAGUCCACAUCAGGUCCACUCGACGUAACAACAAACACAAAGUGACAAAACAAACACAAAAACAACCAAAAAAAGCAAGGCUCAUGAGAGCACUUGCUGACGGCUGCCGACUUGAGCGCCAUCUUGACUUUAAAGUUUACAUCCAGCCCAACACCCAAAUGAAUGGAAAUGUUCUAUUACGCUUACAUUUGCCAGUCAGACAAGCACAGGGCUCAGCAUUGGCAGGUGUUGGGUUCCCAUUCCAUCAAAUCUAUUAUUUUAUUGGGCCCAAGUGUAAAAUAUGAAAUAUUUUGACAUAUAAUGUUAGAAAUAUUGAAGCAUGGGUUUCCUCUAAUAUAUAUUUGAUUUGUAGUGUUUGUUUUGAUGGAAAUGUUCCGCAGAAUUCUGCAGCUUUAGCUGAAUAGUGUGACGAUAAAGGUUCAGCUGUUAAUAUUUGAUUUGUGGUUACCACAGCAUAUCUUGUUUUGUUGUUGUUGUUGUUGUUAAGUCACCCGAGGCGCCUCAGGAUUAUCCUGAGUAGCGCUAGACUUUUGUUUGGGAGGCUUCUGAGUUCGCCGAAGUCAUUCCCCAGCUGACAAAUACAUGUUACAAUCACAUUAUUGCACAAUAAAUGUGAGUUGUGCAUAAUGUAAAAAACAAGGAACAAACAAUUUUGAUUCUUGAAGACGCAGUUAAAAUUUAAAUGAUGGUGGUCUUAAAUUUUAACUGCGUCUUCAUUGUUUUUUGCCCUCUUUAAUCCAUGUUCUCUCUCAGAAGUGGUUUUUACCUGACAUUUUGUAAAGAACUGAUUCAAGUACGUUUGCUAUUGAAGGCUUUUCACAAUCCUUUGAAAAUGUCCAAGGCAAAAAACAUCAGCAUAGUGAGCGAUCGUCCAACUUGUGAACACUUUUUUCCUGGGUGAUUCACAUUUACAUAUUACAAUCGGAACACCUCCUGGGCGAAAGAUGAGGACACUGCCUAGACACUGAUCUAUCUACACACACAGACACAUACGGAAGAGGUCCAUCUUAGCCAAUGAUAUUUUGGUAAUCGCCAGUGGCAGAGCAGCUAUAUAAGUAUGUAUCAGUAAACUCUGAGCUGCGAGUACCAUCCCAUACAUACUGUACUUUGACUUUUGGAAUCUUGAAAUUUCUUUCGUAACAAGAGGCAAUAUUUUCCUGUUGAGACGUUUCAAAACUUGAAAUUUUUGUAUGAAGAGACGUUCAUAAGUAGAAGUACCACUGUACCACUAAACAGUUCUCACAAUCUAGCGACAAAAUAUCCUUUUCUCAUUGGAAUCAAUCACAAAGAGAGCAUUAUAUGGUGAAGCCCGAGUAGGCAGCCAUCGGCAAGUGCUCUUCAAGAGCCGUACUUUUUUGUUGUUUUUGUCUUUUUGUUUUGUCACAUGUUGUUUGUUGUUUCAUCGUGUGGACCUGUGGCCACGACAUUCGUCAAAGGAAAAGUAUCUGUGCUUGGUGGUUGCGCCUUCUCGGCAGCACGCCUGUACCAGCACAGAUUUUGAUUGGGAGGAAUGUCGGCACCAUUGACUGUCGGUGCAGGACAAACCUGGGACGCUUGUGUUUUUUGUGCCUGUAAUGGGCAGCAUUUUUCACAACCCCAUUUUGUUCAGUGGAGAUGUCGGACAGUAUAUGGACAGGAGAAGUGAACCAAUGUCUUUUUUCGUCAAUGGAUGCUACAGCUUCUUGGUGACUUUGAAACUUGGCUUGUAGCCGACGUGUGCACAUUUUGAGCAUGGCGUCUCUGAUCCACUGGUUAACGGACACUUUGAUUCUCCCCUCUUUCAUCUCAAACUGCUUCAAACAAAGCGUGUGAUGGAAAAGUGGUUAGGACUGCACGACUGUCCAUGUUUUAUGUUAUGUGUUGUGUUUAUUAUUUUACUUUGUUAACUGUUUUGUUAAGCGCUUUGUUACAGCUGUCGCUGUUGUGAAAGCGCUAUAUAAAUCAGCUUGUAUUGUAAGUCAGUUUAAAAGGGUAAGAAAAAAGACAUGGACAUGGGAGUGUCACCUACACAAAUUCAUCAUUGAUCUUUGAGGUUUUGAACAGAUUCUUUUUUUAACAGUUCUUUCUUCUUUCAUAAUUUCUCGGGUAAUGCUGAAUGUUUUGCAAAGUAAAGCUUGAGAAUUGCAAAAACAGAAUACAUACAACCCCCCCACCCAAAAAAACAAUGCCAUCCACAUCCAAUCUUUGAACACGUUAUGCCUAAACUGCCAUAUUUUAAAUUUACAUUGAUAGAUCUGGAAUGUUUUGAUCAUGUGUGGAUCUAUAUUUAGAAAUCCUGCCAUUGUAUGCACAAAUGUGACAUGAUUUGAGAUCUUAAAUGUUUUGGUAACUCAUUCCAACGUCAACUUGUAUGUUUCAGGACAUGAUUGUUAGUUCAUAGCUUUUACUCUAGUCAUUGAAUUUCAUGAUGAGGGAAGGCACAACCCAACCCAAUGAUAGCAAAUUUGUAAUUGAAUUUGCAUAAUUUCUUCACACAAGAUCAUCAUUUCUCCCACUUCAGCAGCAGUAAUGUUCUUUCUUAUAUUUUGAGAGAAACAUGCAGCUUUUGAUUAUAAUUGCUACAAAGCAAUUUAAUAUGAUCAGGAUAUUGUGGCAAGUAUCAGUGCACCUGAAGCAGUUCUCGAACAAAUAAUUAAAAACCACAGACAUGUAACACUCACAAGUCAUCCAAAUAAAGGCCUUCACUGUACACUUACACGUUUUACCUACUCCCCAAAAAAUUAACUAUUACACUUUUCAACUUUCUCUACUUCCCUUUUUAAGUUGACUUAAAUACAUCAUUAUUUUCACUUUGCUCUCCUGCUGUAAGUAUCCAAAACUCUGUGUCUUCAUACCAAACCUUAUCCAUUAUUCUAUUUGUCAUUUUUACACAUAGUUCUUGACGUGUCCGUUGAAAUAAUGAAGCUAUAUCGGUGGUACGAAGUUUCUUUUUAGUUGCUUUAGGUGCCGUACAAAACGUCUCUGUAGAGGGGGGGAGCUGUCGAUUUGCUUUUGGCCGUCCUUGGAUACAGGUGAAAAGAGAUAAAAGAUCUCUCUAUAAGACACGUUUGUCAAAAGCAUUGUGCAGUUGGAAGGAUCGAUCAGCGGAUGGUAAGGUCAUAUGGAGGAAGUAUAAGGAGACCAAAGCCGAUACUGUUGGAAGACAGAGUUCACUGGUGGGUCAUCAGCUGAAUUUAGCAAUAGUCAGCCUUGUAUCAGCCGGCAUUGGGAGCAAGUGUGGUGCAGCAUGUUCAGGUUCAUGACAGUCUUUCAGUGAGGCCAGUGGUGAUCCCUAUUGUUGGAGAUUUGGGUACCCAUGGAGCAGAUGGGUUUUGUCCAUGUGGGGGUGGCGUAGCUUGUCAUUGUUGUGGGUUUUUGUGGAGGAGGAGUCAGAGCUUGCUGAUCAUAGCCUGCGGUGCGGGCAUUUCCGUAUCCAAUGAGUCAUAUCACCACAAAUGAAACAGCCAGCUUGGCUCCCGUGACUUCCUCGUCCACGCCCACCUUCCCGUCUCUGACCUCCCCCCAGCCAUGU